Molecule: messenger RNA, 2208 nt
Organism: Orbicella faveolata
Lineage: Eukaryota; Metazoa; Cnidaria; Anthozoa; Scleractinia; Merulinidae
Product: BTB/POZ domain-containing protein 6 pseudogene
Source: RefSeq, a predicted model, not a curated record
AGACAGUCAACGUUCUCCCACUACCAAAAUGGCCGCUUAUUCUCCUUCUCAACGUUUGGUCGCAAAAAGUCCUGGAAAAUGCUGGCCAGACUCUAUGCGAGACUGGAAACAACAUAUUUUCUUUGUCCGCUUGAAAGGUCCGCCAUUUUCCCUGCUAACAAUAGCUUCAUGACGUCAUGACUGUCCUAAUUUAUCGGGAUAUUCCGGACUGGUAAACGAAAGUUUCAUGGCAGAAAUCGAUCAUAUUUUAAAGUUUUAUCAAACUAAAGUUUAACAGCCCAAGGAUGUCUUUCGAUGUGUCCAGUGAAGAUCUUUGGAGUGCGACUACUAGACGUACAAUCAGAGAAAGAUGCCAAUUCAUGUUUAACAACGAACUCUUGAGCGAUGUCAAAUUUGUCGUUCGAGACUCUGAAGGCGGAAGUGACAGUAUGAAGAAGAUUCCAGCUCACAAGUUCUUGUUGGCGAUCAGUAGUCCAGUAUUUUAUGCCAUGUUUUACGGCGAAUUGGCCGAGAGGAAAGAUUCAAUCGGUAUCUCUGAUUGCGAUCAUAAAAGCCUGUUGGAGUUGUUUCGCUUCAUGUACAGCGAUGAAGUGAACUUGAACGCAGACAAUGUCAUGCAAGUGCUGUAUUUGGCCAAGAAAUACAUGCUUCCUUCUCUCGCUGACAAGUGCACAGAGUUCCUUGGAGAAAACUUGGAUACGUCAAACGUAUUCCAUGUAUUACCAGACGCACAGAAGUACGAAGAGAAAGGUCUGCAGGAUCAUUGCUGGGAAGUUAUCGAUAAACAGGCGGACGAAGCUGUUAAAUCGGAUGGUUUCGUGACAAUCGAGAAAUCAGUGCUGGAGGCAUUAGUCGAGAGAGAUUCGUUGGAAAUCAGAGAAGUAGAAUUAUUCAAAGCUGUCGAUUGCUGGGCCCUAAACGAAUGUGAAAAGCAAGGCCUAGCAGCAGAAGGUUCUGUGAAAAGAAGGAUCCUUGGAGAACGGAUCAUUAAGGCAAUUCGUUUCCCUGUGAUGGAACAGAAGGAAUUCGCCGAUGUCGUGCUUGACUCUGACAUACUUAAAAAGAAAGAGUUAAGUGACAUGAUGAAGUACUUUAGCUUGUUACUGACAUUUCCGGGGGGGUCUUCUGAGACCAGAAGACGUGGUCGUAAGCGAAUGAGCAGGUUUGGUUCAGGGAACAAGUUACAAGUGUGGUGGCAUUAUAUUGCUUCAGCUGUUCGAAACUCACUUGUUCUUUCGGUAGACAAAGAAAUACAACUACAUGCGGUGCGUCUCUUUGGAAGCGAAAACAAUGAAUAUUCAGUAACAUUAUCGGUAACUGAUUCCAAUGGCGCUGAUCUGACAAAUAAAACAGCCAAGUUUCUCUCUGAACGAAUGCAAAAUGAAGGAGGAGGGUAUCACGGCUUUGAUAUCGAGUUUAAGCCUCCAGUUGUUUUACAAGCGGGGAAGCAGUAUUUUUUGGAAGCGUCUAUUAAUGGUCCACCCUCCUGGUAUGGGCAGGGUGGCUUGUCCCAUGUGGAGCAUGCCGGAGUAACAUUUUCCUUUGAAAACAAGGCUGGAGCAGUAGAAUUGAGAAAUACAACUGUUUCAAAUGGGCAAUUUUCUGAAUUUGAAUUCACAGUAAACUAAGUGUAUGUCCUGAUAUGUGAGAGGUAUAGACUCAGAAUAGAGGGUUUACUAUUUUUCCAGUGUCAGUAGUCCUGAGGUCUUAAAGACUUAGUCCAAAACAGGCAACUAAAUCAUUGCAAAUUAACCAAUGAUUUUUUUAAAAAAUAAAACAUAUCUGUAUUCCAGCUGCAUUACUGAUGAGCUGUGGGAGGCGUUUUUCUGUAGUAAAUAAAAGUAAACUUCUCUGAAAUAAAGUCGUCUUGUUACUUUCAGCGAACGAAAAGCCUAGGCACUGGUUAAGAACCGAGGCCUUCUAGGUUCAAUGAAAAUGUUGUUACAUUUCGUUGCACUGGUAACUCUAUCCUCGGAGACAACGGCAGAUAGUCGAUCCGGACGAUGCGAUAUUAUCGAGCGUAAGUUUGUUUGAAGAGCGGGAGUAAAACUUUCGUCCAACUCGCGUCGCUCGAAAAUAUCGCAUCGUCCCGACAAGCUGCCCCAUGCGAAGACUCACUCGCCUAACGGCUCAUGUGCCUACUUUUUUGCUCUUGGCACAUUUUGACGUCAUCUGUGAUCUGUUUCUGAACAGACGCACCGCAAAACU